Messenger RNA from Cyanistes caeruleus (blue tit), 7359 nucleotides. The record is from RefSeq and is a predicted model, not a curated record. NCBI's taxonomy places the organism in Eukaryota, Metazoa, Chordata, Aves, Passeriformes, Paridae.
UUUAAAAUUAUUCUUCCAUAGCCUCAGACCAUUCGGCAGACUCUUCAAAAGACCCUGCAGUAUUUUGAGCAUCAAGUUAUUGGUAGUUACAGAGAUGCAGAGAAGAAUUUUCACAAUAUAUCAAACAGAUGCUCCUAUACAGACUGCUCUGGCAAUGAAGAAACUGAAGAUGUCUCAGGAAUUCUCCAGUGUACGGCUAAUGUACUAGGUCUGAAGUUUGAGGAAAUGCAAGAAAAGUUUGGGGAGGAAUUCUUCAAUAUCUGCUUUGACGAGAAUGAAAGAGUUCUUCGAGCUGUAGGUGGAACCCUUCAAGACUUCUUCAAUGGCUUUGAUGCUUUGCUGGAGCAUAUUAGAACUUCAUUUGGAAGACAGGCCACCCUGGAAUCUCCUUCUUUCCUAUGCAAAGAACUCCCUGAAGGCAAUCUCAUGCUUCAUUAUUUUCACCCACACCAGAUUGUGGGAUUUGCAAUGACAGGAAUGAUAAAAGCAGCAGCAAAGAAGAUUUACCGCUUGGAAGUAGAAGUAGAACAGGUCACAAAUGAUAAGUUGUGUUCAGAGGGGACAAACCCAGGUAACUGCAGUUGUUUGACUUUCCUUAUCAAAGAACAUGAAAAUGCAAAUACCACAAAAGCACUUCCACCAGGAACUUCCCAGUCCCCCUUAGACCUGAGGAUUAGUAUCAGCACCUUCUGCAGAGCUUUCCCCUUUCACCUGAUGUUUGAUCCAAACAUGCUGGUUCUCCAGCUUGGAGAAGGUCUUAGGAAGCAGCUCAGAUGUGACACUCAUAAAACCCUGAAAUUCCAAGACUGCUUUGACAUAGUCUCUCCUAAAAUCAGUGCCACAUUUGAACGAGUUCUCCUGAGGUUAUCUACACCCUUUGUCAUUCGGACCAAACUUGAGGAUUCUGAUUCUGAAAGUAAAGAUAAGGUGAUGGAAAUUAAAGGACAAAUGAUUCAUGUGCCAGAAUCAAACUCGAUAUUAUUUCUGGGUUCCCCCUGUGUGGACAAGCUGGAUGAGCUGAUGGGCCAAGGCCUCCAUCUUUCGGACAUACCUAUCCAUGAUGCUACUCGUGAUGUCAUAUUGGUUGGGGAGCAAGCAAAGGCGCAGGAUGGCUUGAAAAAACGAAUGGAUAAGCUGAAGGCAACGCUAGAAUGUACACACCAAGCCCUGGAAGAGGAGAAAAAGAAGACAGUAGAUCUCCUUAUUUCUAUUUUCCCUGAAGAGGUGGCUCAGCAGCUGUGGCAGGGGCAGCAGGUUCAGGCCAGGAAGUUUGAUGAUGUCACCAUGCUCUUCUCGGACAUCGUUGGCUUCACUGCCAUCUGUGCUCAGUGCACGCCCAUGCAGGUCAUCAGCAUGCUCAACGAGCUCUACACGCGCUUCGACCACCAGUGUGGAUUCCUUGACAUCUACAAGGUGGAAACAAUAGGUGAUGCGUACUGUGUUGCAGCAGGGCUCCAUAAGAAAAGCCUUAGUCAUGCCAAAGCCAUUGCCCUGAUGUCACUGAAGAUGAUGGAGCUUUCAGAAGAGGUUCUCACUCCAGAUGGAAGCCCUAUUAAGAUGAGGAUAGGCAUUCACUCAGGUUCGGUGCUGGCCGGCGUCGUUGGUGUGAGAAUGCCACGCUACUGUCUCUUUGGGAACAACGUCACCCUUGCGAGCAAGUUCGAGUCAGGAAGUCACCCGCGCCGCAUCAACGUCAGUCCCACCACCUACCAGCUUUUGAAAAAGGAAGAAAAUUUUAUUUUUAUCCCUCGUUCCCGUGAAGAGCUUCCAGAAAACUUUCCAAAGGAAAUUCCUGGGAUCUGUUACUUCCUGGAGGUCAGAAGUGGUCAGAAGCCGCCAAAACCUUCCAUCACAUCUGCCAGAGUGAGAAAGGUGUCUUACAACAUCGGCACCAUGUUCCUCCGGGAAACUAGCCUAUGAGGCCUGCUGCAGAUCAAAGACUCGUCAAAAAAGCACAAGCCCAGAACUGGGUCAUGACAGGGGAGUUGGAGGUUCUUUGUGUCUCACUGCCUUCUUCUGAGCAGGCAGUAAAAAGCUCCAUGUAAUGUCAGGCAAUAAUCAUUUUAAAAGGUGGGUAACUGCUGUCAGUAAGCAAAGUGGAGAUAAGGAAAAAAUAUUAAACAAUGUACUUCCACUUCCAGAGGAAUUUCUUUCACAAACUUAAGUCUGGCCCCUCUAUGGCAAACAAAACAACAAAACAAAACCCCAACUCUCAAAUUAGAGGUUGGUCUUGUUUUGUGCAGAAAGGAUGAUGGUUCUCUGUAGAUUUGCACCAGCUAAGCAGAAUUGAGAGUCAGUUCUGAUUAUGCAUUCCUAUAUUUAAUGUGUUCUUCAGUAAGGUAAUGAUGUUUUUUAACUUUAUGAACAAGCAUUUCAUACAUAUACUGUAGAGCUAUUGUAACCUUCCUGGCAGGAGGAAUUAUGACUCAGUACAAAUAUUGUAGGAAUUUUACCUAUUUUUAUACAUAUUUCACUUUCUGGAUAAUUACAUUCCACAUACUGUAAGCUGAGUGAAUUUAGAUAGCUUUUCAGAAGAAGUUACUGUAUAUUUCAUACAUUCUACCUUUCAAACCUUAUUGUUACACAAGUGGGAAGAAGGCAUUUCUUGACUUUUUGGCAACAAAAAAAUCAAUAUUUACAGAAUAAAAACCCCACUUUGGUAAAUUACUUUAUCCAGUUUUUAUGCUAAAGCUUUAGAUGAGAACUGUCUUCUUAUAUUAAAAUAAUGUUCAGUAUUUGUCCUACAGUGUUGUAUGUCCAGUCCUUCCAGGACAAUGUAAACAAAGUGCAGAAGAUCAAUGUGUGGACAAAGAGAAAAGUUCUUCUCAAUGGGUCUUCUUUUCCCUCCAAAUUAUCAGCCAAACUGAUUUUCAGUAGAAGCCCUGAACUUCUCUAAAAAGUCUAUUGAAAACUUAUUCUGAGGAAUUCCAGCAGACACUGGAAGCUAUCUGGAUGCUGGUUUUCCACAUUUUUUAAUAGGACUUGUGCUUGUAAUCCAGAUUGAUUGUUGAAAAUCCAUUCUGUUCAUAAUGAUUGCUCAUUUGGAAAUUUCCUCUAUUGUUUGAUUGGCUGAAGGUUCCCUGUUUUUCUAGUUAAGAUCAGAAAAACACCAAAAAGGGAAAGAGAAAGAAAAAAAAAGAAAAAAAAAAAAAAAGGAAAAAAAAGGCCAAUUCUUUGCUGUUGAAAAUUAAUAGUAUUAUUAAUAGUAUUAUUGUCUUCAGUUAAUCCAGUUCAAGCAAGGUGUGUAUCUGGCACAUUUUCAGGUUUAUUUCUCAGGUUUUCUUUUUUAAAGGUAGUGGUGGUCAGUUUUCCUGUGCAGGUGUACUGCCUUUGGAUCAUACUGGGGUCAUGAUGUUCUGAGCUUGCAGAUUGUUAAAAUUCGUGCCGUGAUUCCAAAGCGGCUUAGCUGUUCGUGGGCCUUUAAUUACUUUAAUCAAAGAUAAGACUCAGCAGCAGCUAGGAGGCAUGAGAAACUCAGCAUUUCUCUAAUCCAGAACAGAAAUGAGUUUGCUUAUGGAUUUAGUAGUCAUAAAAUGAGGCAUCUCUUGAAAAUAAGUAAGUAACUGUCACCACAUUUCGGGAUUGUCCAGCUGGAUCUUUCUGUGAAAGGAAUGACAGUUGUCUGUUUCUCCCCACUGACCAGUAGCCCCUGUGAGUCAGCAUGGUGCUGCUGCCCUGUGCUGAAUAAGUUUCAGGCUUCUUUUCCAUGAGAAAGGACUGUCUUGAACCUUUACAGACUUCAGCAUUCAGAGGACAUCUGAAAUUACUCUGCAGGGGUGAGUUUUUCCUUGCCUGAGGAAGGAAUGGGAAUUAGCAUGGGAAUUAGCCCAGAAACCUAUUUUAAUGCAAAUUCCCUCACUUUCUAGUGGGAUACUGAUGUUAAAGAUUUCUUCCAUUGGUAUUAGAGCAUUCUUGGGAUUAGAGGAGUUAUUUUUUUUAUCUUCCUUGAUAAACAGCAUAUGGAAUUCUGUGGCCUAUCUGAAAAAUUACUUAAAAAAAGCCGUUCAAGCUAGAGGUUGUGGAAUUUCCAUGCAAACUACAGAUCUGAGCAUUUCCUGCACAGGAUGACAAGUUUUAGCCUAUAGCCAUUAGUUUGCACAUACACAGGAUGUAGAAUGCAUUUUUUUUACCCUGGGAACACCAGUGAGAUGUGUAAGAAUCAUAAAUGGAUCAAAGUUCAUGUUUCACCACUGAAAGAGGAAUGCCAUUUCCCAGCUAAUAAAUCCAUGGUUCUUAUGUCAUUACUUAGUUCCCUAGAGUGAUUUUUUUUCAAAUAGCCAUUAGUAGAUUUAGAUUUCAGUCUGACUUCUCUGUCACGUCUUCACUGUUCAGUAAGUGCUGGUGUCAGUCCCAGCCUAUCUGGCCAACCUCUUUUUCUCUUCUCACCACCCACCUAUGUGAAGAGUAUACAUGUAGAGGUUUAAACCGAAAGCUUGUAGUUCGAUAACUUUUCUCCUACAGUUGGCAGUAAGAAAUGUCUAGGUUAACCUAGACAUUCUACACCUGAUCUUGAUCAAUGGAAACAUUUUUAAUGAAUGAUGGAUAGAUGCUAGUAUUACUUGCAAAUUGGAGAAGCAAUCAAAACCAGUUUGUAUCACCAUCCUCAUCCUCUUAGAGACUUUUUGUUGUAUAAGGAAAUUUAAAAUCAUAGAGAUCUGUGUGAGAACUGAAAAUUGGUAUCUGUAUCACCAUGAAUACAUUGAUAGUGUUUGAAAAUAACCCAUCUAGCUCCCUGAAUUAGAGUACACUGACUGUAUAAAAGUAUACAGUCUUUGUUUUUCAUAAGCUUAUGUAAAGGUAACAUAUCUAGAACUGCAGCACAGAUACUAAGUAUUGUCUUACUUGUGUUAUGAUGAGGGAAGUUAAUGAAAACAGUGUGGGCUCUCUGGGGACAUUUUUCUAUGUCAAUGUGAGGAAUGUAAAACAUUCUCAGCACUUUCUAAAGAAGUAGUUGCAUCUGCUGCCUUUCAUAUUAGGUUGCAAACUUAUUUUGUUGGACACCUUUACAAAGUUAAAUGAAACUUAUUAUCGAGAUUGAUGUUGUCAUGUCAAUUAUGUGGUAGGUUGUCAGACUCAACGUUUUUCCAACAGCACUUACUUUUGGUGAUAGGGAAAAGGUUCUCAUUUUCCUGGCAUUGUCUUCAGAAAUAGAAAGGUUCUCAGAAUUUUUUAUCUUGAGAUGAUGAGGUGGGGAGGUUAGAGUUGCUGAAAUGGUUACAGAAAUCAUAUACUCUAGCUGGAACUUCCUUUCAAGUUUUUACUCCCUGUAAAACAGAUGAUCUUUGGUUCCUCUGGGUAAGAAUUUACAUUCUUGUGUUUCUUCAUGUAGCUGCAAGUAGCCACAUCUGCUGUCUUGAGUUUCUGUGCAGAACAAAUCCAACCUCUCUGAAGAGAGAGGGAGAUCUAUUUUGUAUUGCAUGUACAAGGCAAAGGGAAGGUGAUGUGAGGACCCCCCCUAGCUGUUCAUUAAUCUCUUUGUGGCCAGUUUCUUGUACAAAAAUCAGGAGGCCAAAGUGAAGAGAGUCCACAGUCAUUUCCCCAGAACAGUUUUUACAGAUCUUGUGUCAGAUUUUUCCAUCUGCUUGAAGCUUCCCAUCACACAGGCUUUUCUGUGAUGCAAUUCAUAGAGAUCAUGAACUUGGGGCAAAAAGGAAAUAGUGAUGAAGUGGUAGGGUGGCAGAUAAAUUUUGUUCUGCAUCCCUCUGGUAAAAUUUGCCAUUCAAAGACAAAAGCCUCUGCACGGGAGAAUUGCUACUAAGCCAGGACUGUCAAAGUGUGGUUUUCAUGUAGGAUCCCAAAGGAUAUUUCAUUUUUAAUUCCAGAAAGCCAAUAGUCAUUAGCUGUGAUUGUGGUUUUGGCUUCUCUGCUCAUUCCCACAUACAGUUUCAGAUCUGAAUCUGUUUUGAAGCCUGGAAACAUGCCUCUGCAAACAGAAAACCAGAGCUCUUAAAACCUUGAAAUUCUUGUAUGGGAAUUGCCUGUUUUGAAGAAAUCCUUGUGAUUGAGUCAUUAACAGUCCAUGGCAGUUCAUGUGUGUUCACAUGCCAUUUCACAGUGCUAUCUCCUCUUGUGCUUACAAUGUUCCCUACCAAGCCCAACAACAGGAUUGGGCAUAUUUAACAUCCAUCUUCCAUUUUUUCCUGUAUAAAGCAAGCAGUGCAAAACCAUGACAUGCUGCAUUGCUGCAUGCAUUUAAAAGUAUCAGCCCUGCACUAAGAUGUAAACUCUGAUAACCAAUUUCACAUUGUAUAUUUCUUGCUCUGAACAGAUCCUUCUCUCAGGCAAUUUAAAAAUGAAUGGAAAAAAAAAUAGCACCGAAAACGGCUGUGUGGAAUUGUAAAUGAGUCUGAGACCUGCAUUGGUUGUUGGGGCAGGUUGAAUUGCUGGACAGCUUUCUGAUUCUUCAGCUGCCACAGGCUGUCACAUGCUACAUGCUUCAUGCAGACGGUCCUGUCAAGGAGUCUAUAAUCCAGAAGCAGCACUGUAAACUUAGGGCAUCUUCUGAGUUUUCCUCUUCUAGUCUCAGGCCACUGCCUCACUUUUGCUGAGUGCUCAGAGCUUGCUAAGGAGAGCUAGUUCCCUGUCCUAAUGCAGUCUCAGAGUUCCUGGCUUCCUUUCUGGAUUCUGGUGGUCUUUUGCAAAAUUGUGCAUGUGUAGUAUUGGAAAUAGCAACAUGCUUAAAUUAGCAGCAAAACAAGAAGCUUAAAAAUGCUUGUCAAACUCAGAGGCAGUUGGUUCCUUUCCCUCAAGGUAAUACAUUAUUCAUAAUGCUGUACAGGAUUGAGGGUGCCAGUGACAGGAGAGGCUAUGGAUGAAUUGAAGAUGCUGAGUGUGCAGCAGCCUCAACCAGUAGGAGUUGAUUAGCUUUUGCUUCUGUUAAUAAUUCCAUCAUCUUGCAUGCUAUGUCCUGCUCUUGGUCAGGGUUCUGCUCUCCAAAAGACCUCCACUUUCCUUCCCUUAGCACACUGUAUGUGACAUAGUGAAUAAUUCCUGUUGUUGUUCUAAUUAGCAUAUACUGUUGACAUGGCUGCUUAUAUCUAAAGAAUAACUGGGGUUAAAGGGCUGAUAUUACUCUUGCAAGACAAAACUGCUACAGUGACACAGCAGGCACUCACAUCCUUAGAGAGGGAAAAGACCACAGUGCAAGUUAUCACUGGUGGAUUUGGGUGAAGUCUGCAUUAACAGUCCAUAGGAUGUUUUUAGCUUGCACAAGCACCAAAUUUAUCUGUGCAGAUAGGAGUUACUCCUUAACAACGUUAUUAAUUUACAAUGCUUGAGCAGACAUACAACAAAAAUCUGUGAAAUAUUUAACCUCAUAUACACAAUUGAUCUUUUGUGGCUUGGCUGUUAAUCAUGCUU